Molecule: messenger RNA, 1969 nt
Organism: Rhagoletis pomonella (apple maggot)
Lineage: Eukaryota; Metazoa; Arthropoda; Insecta; Diptera; Tephritidae
Gene: Exd2
Product: exonuclease 3'-5' domain-containing protein 2
Biological process (GO): nucleobase-containing compound metabolic process
Cellular component (GO): nucleus; cytoplasm
Molecular function (GO): 3'-5' exonuclease activity; nucleic acid binding
Source: RefSeq, a predicted model, not a curated record
CAACACUGUGCAUAACCUAUAAACAGCUGUUUGUGAUAAGAACGCAUAUGUUUUAGAAAACAAAGCUGAAUUGGUCGAAAUUCGAAAAAAAUAUCAGUAGUAAAAAUAUAUUCGCAAUAAAAUAAAUUUGUAUGGGUGAUAUACAAAAACGCUCACUGAUGACUGCCAAAACAGCAUUCCUGGCGACGGCAGGCGUUGGCUUGCUAUGUAUUUUGGUUCGCCAAAGGGCUCGGAUUCUCUCCCGAAUACGCAACUUUAGAGAUCCACUGGCUAAGAAACAAGUUACGGUUAUUGAAACUCCUGAUGAAUGUCAGCGUGUAUUAGCUACAUUAAAAAGCCACUGUCACGAUUACAAAGUACUUGGUUUUGAUUGCGAGUGGGUGACUGUGGGGGGAAAACGACGCCCAGUAGCACUGUUGCAGCUAUCCUCGCAAAAAGGCCUCUGUGCGCUGUUUCGCCUAUGUAAUUUGCAACAAAUUCCCAAAGAUCUCCGUGAUCUUCUCGAGGAUGAUAAGGUGAUAAAAGUUGGUGUUGGUACUCAGGAGGACGCUCACAAAUUAGCAUAUGAUUAUGGCGUUGGUGUGGCUAGCACGUUGGACUUACGCUAUCUGGCUGCGCUGGUUAAUCAAAAACCAGAAGGUUUGGCAAAAAUGGCAAAGUCUUUGUUGGAUGUGCACCUGGAUAAACACUGGCGUCUUUCCUGUUCAGAUUGGGAGGCUAAAGUACUUAACGAAAAACAAUUGCAGUACGCAGCAAAUGAUGCGUUGGUAGCAGUGAAAAUAUUUGAAAAGCUUGCGAUGCAAUUGGAUCCAAAGCCGUUCUGGAAUCUCAACAAGAUAAACUUCUCGGAUGUUCAAGAGCGAUUACAGCCCUUUUAUGACAUUCGCUUUAAGGAAGGCCUUCUGAAUAAUUUAACACACACUGACAGGAGAAAUGUUACCAUGUCCGCUGGAAAAAAAGCUAAACAAAAACAAAUGCAAACUCGUAGUAUAAGCACACGCUCAAGAGCUUUGUACGACAAUUGCAACUUACAGGCUCCUGAUGGCGAAUUGCUCUGCACAAUAGACUCUAAAAAAGCGCAGUGGUAUGUGGAUCAGAAUUUAGGAGACCAAGUAGGGAAUAACCCAUUAACUGUUCGCUUGAAUUUCGAACCAUCUGGGCGAGCGGUGGGAGACGUAGGACGCUACUAUCAGACACCAAAAGAAAAUCGAUGCGUGGUAUGUGGCAGGAUCGAUCCAUUGUCACGAAAAAAUGUUGUACCUCGCGAAUAUAGAAAACAUUUUCCAGUGGUAAUGAAGUCCCAUACUUCCCAUGACGUGCUUCUUCUAUGCCCACAAUGUCAUCAGCUUAGUAACAUUUAUGACUUGAAAAUGCGAAUGAAGCUAGCAGAACAAUGCAAUGCGCCAUUUACAAAAGAAGAAACGGCUGUGAAAUACAUCGAGUUGCCUGAAUUGAAGCAAGUAAAGUCAGCCGCACGGGCGUUGUUGCAAAGUCAGAACGAAAUCCCUGUCGAGCGUCGUAAAAAAAUUCUCGGUAUUUUGCUGCAUCAUUACCAGAAAGAAAAGCUAACGGACGAAUUGAUCAAGGAAGCUGCGAAUAUUGAUACUACGCGGAGUAAUGAAACCUACUGCCAACACGGUGAGAAGGUAGUAUUAUUGUAUCAAACACAAUUCGGCGGUCUCUGCGAAUUGGAAAAGCUGUGGCGCCAACAUUUUCUUACCACUAUGAAACCCAAAUUUCUGCCAGAACUGUGGAAUGUUAAUCACAAUGCAAAUAGAUUAGAAAUACGCGCACAGGAAGGCCGCAUUGACAAAGAGGAUUUAAUUGUUGCUGGGCUCGACAAAAUCCUAGUUGCAGAAUCAGUAGCGAAAUCUUGAAAAGUUUAAUCCGGCUUACAAUAAAUACAAAAAAUUGUUUAAAAAUAUGUCGACUAUUUGCAACCAGUUAUUUUUACAAAACAUUUUCUGUU